Molecule: messenger RNA, 1155 nt
Organism: Xiphophorus couchianus (Monterrey platyfish)
Lineage: Eukaryota; Metazoa; Chordata; Actinopteri; Cyprinodontiformes; Poeciliidae
Product: mucin-5AC-like
Exons: 9
Coding region: 1-936 (311 amino acids)
Source: RefSeq, a predicted model, not a curated record
AUGUUGUCGUCUGUGUUUCUGCUGCUGCUCAUCAGCGGAGCUCAAGCUGCUUAUUAUGGUGCGAUCAUUACCAACUAUUUUGGAGACGUUCAGCCCUUGAGAAACAUCAACCUGCUGGUCUCUGAUCCAGAUGGAGACGACAUUAGAUGCAGAUAUGCAGCAGGUCCAGAGUGUAACACCUGCACUCCUCCGUCUGUCCUCAGUCUUUCAUCGUCUUGUUCUCUGUCAUUCAGUCCCACUAACAGCAGCAAUGAAGGUCCGUAUGCGGUUCAGAUGAUGGUGGAGGAUUUUCCCAGACAAACCAUCACUCUAACUGAUGGCAAUACUGGUGUACAUUCAAUAAAAUCCAACGCUAACCAGGCUCUAGAAAUCAGCAUCAGAGCAGAAGCAACCCAGGCUGAGACCACUGAGCUCCUGUUCAGCGGACCACCAGGUUCCGCCAAGAGUUCAUCAGGAUCAGGAAACUUCACCCUGACAUGGACACCAAUUGCCGGAGACGGAGGACUGAACUACCCUCUCUGCUUCGUUGUCCAAGCAAAUUCCUCCGGCUCUGUGUACCAGUCUGACCUUCGAUGCGUCUUUGUGACGACUGGAAACACAACUGUUUCCCGCCUGAGUACGACUACACCUCCACAAACUACACCUCCACAAACUACACCUCCACCAACUACAACUACGCUCCCAACUACAACCAACCAACCCACCACAACAACUACACCUCUUAGGUCCUCCACCCCAAAUGCAACACCAGACCCAGGACCAAAUUAUGUUUUGGCUCUGGAUGCAAUGAUCUCAACAACACUGUUGAUGGAGACUGAUUCUGCAACCAUCAUGAACCUGAUCAAAGAGGAGCUGAAAAGACAAGGACUGCCUUCUGACAUAACUCUAAAGCUGCUGAGCAGUAGGUUAGUGGGAGUUACAACUCCCGCCCCCUAGUGGCUAAAAAUGAGAAUAAAUCUGAUCUUUCCUGGGAAAUGUGUUUUCUAUAACUUCUCAUCUGGUUCAUGGGGUAAAACCUUUUUUAAUCAAUGCAAAUGAAAAUGUAAUAGUAUUGUGUUGAAUAUGAGCAAAUACUGUGAAGCCAUAAUGUUCUCAUUCAUAAUUUCUAAUUGUCAAUAACAGCAAACAUAAUAAAAUGAUAUGCCAAUACUGUUA